AAUUAAUUAAAAUGACACGUAUUACAAGUAUACUCCUACUCUCACUAUUGUUUGUUUCCUCCCAAGCCUACUUUUAAGAUAAAGAACAUAGAGAAGAGGCUAAGUCAUUCUUUUUGAAUUUUAUAAAAGAAUUUACAAAUCAAUACAGUGCUAUUACAGCUGAAGGUUUGGAUUAUAUGGGAGCUAUGAAAUUGGCAUUGGACUAUUGGAUUACAUAGAUAAGGAUUCACAAUUUUGCUGAAUUAAAAGUAAAUAAAAAGAAAUAAAAUAAAGGUUGAUUAUGAUGUGAAUCAUGACAUUUUGGAAAUCUCAGCUCCCACUUUCAAUAUUGAUUUAGUAGUCGAGAAUAAAUACACAAUCCCAAUCAAAAUAGAAGAGUAUUGAGCAUUAUUAUUUUAGUUUGUUUGUCUCAAUCAUCUUCAACAUUGGUCCAACACACUUCAGAUGCGCAGAAGUGGAAAUUGAUUAUGGCUCUGUUUCUUUGGAUGUGAAUGUCGUAAUAGAAUACAUUACCAAAUAAUUGUUAUCUUUGGACAUCAUUAAGUCUGCAAUCAAGAAAUCAGAGAUUCCAAUUAGAAAUGUUCUAGUGAAUGCUAUUAGAGUAUUAAUCGAUUCAAAUAUUAUAGAGCAACCAUUAAAGAUUGAAUGGAUUGGUCAAUGAAUUGAGAACUGGCUCAUUGAACCCAGGAGUGUUGUUAGCCUAAUUACCUAAUGUGCCAUUCACCAGAGUUGAAAAUAGAGAAUACAUCAUCAAUAUCAGAUAAAUUUUCAGUUUUGAGUCUUAAAAGGAGAAGGAAAAGAAGGACGAUCUUUGAAUUAUAGAUAUAAAUAUCAAAUGUGUCUAAUUUGUUAU
This is a messenger RNA of Paramecium octaurelia, 853 nucleotides long. NCBI's taxonomy places the organism in Eukaryota, Ciliophora, Oligohymenophorea, Peniculida, Parameciidae. The record is from the annotation of a GenBank genome assembly.